Molecule: messenger RNA, 6820 nt
Organism: Vespa crabro (European hornet)
Lineage: Eukaryota; Metazoa; Arthropoda; Insecta; Hymenoptera; Vespidae
Gene: Spn
Exons: 19
Coding region: 585-6707 (2040 amino acids)
Biological process (GO): actin filament organization; neuron projection development; calcium-mediated signaling
Cellular component (GO): dendrite; actin cytoskeleton; cytoplasm
Molecular function (GO): actin filament binding
Source: RefSeq, a predicted model, not a curated record
UGGCGACCAUCUUGGACCAUUUUUCACGGGUUGUUGACACGGACGGAACCCAGCCGGUCGUGAAAGUGUUUCGUGAUGUAAAACCUUAUUACAUUUAGUUUUAAAUAGAAUCAAUUAUUAUUUCCAAAUUAAGAAAUAAGUAGAAUAGGUUUCGAUAUUAAUAAGAUUGUUAGAUCUGGAGUCGUUUUAACACAAGUAAAAAAAAAAAAGAAUCCGUGAAAACAAGCGUUUACCAGGAAUCCAAGCAGUGAUUAUCAUUUGACAGUGCCAAGAAUAGUUUCUUUUUUUUUUUUUUUCCCUUUAGGAAGAAACAAAUUUUAAGUGCGCGAUAGAGGGUCCUGUUUCCUAAAGGACUAUUGAAUCGUUAGGGGAAAAAAAGAAAAAAAAAAAAAAACAAAACUUUCAAUACUACUCUCUCCAUCUUCCCGGAGAAAAUGGUUUCGUGCACAUGGUGACAUUUCUGAAUACAAACAAGGUGGUGAAUAUGCACUAUAUUCUAAUGACAAUGGGCUGAAGUAUUCUGGAUUACAAAUAUAAUAUAUGACUUCUAUAUAUACCUAGAAUAAAAGCAGGUUAUACAAACAAUGGCAACAGUGGAGGAGAAGAAGCGAGUAGGAGGCUCCAAGGUUUCAGCCAUAGCAAAUAUUUUUCAAUCAAAACCACAACUGGAUAAUUUAACUCAUAAAGGAAAUGCAAUUUUAUCGGAUGGGUUUAAGGAACCAUCUGUACCUCUAAAAGAAUCACCUACACAAGUAACAGUUGUAAGAACAGAAAGUCAUGUUGCACGUUUCAAUAAUGCUCGUGCAUUAUUUGAAAAACUUGGUGAAGAAAAUAAACCAAACAGACCUGUUGAUCGUAUUACAAAGCCAAGUAAUUUGCAUGGCCUGCGUUCUCGCUCUAGCUCUGCGAAUUCAGGUUCUGGAUGUACUUCUCCAGCUAGAUCACCACGACCACGUUCUCCAUCACCACCAGGAACUAGAGAUCACUUGAGUAAUUGGAGUGCAAGUGUACCAACUUUAAAUGCAGAAAGACAUUUUGAAAAUGGACAUAAUUAUGGCUUGGACAAUGUAACUGACAAAUUUAAAGCGCGCAUUCCAUUUAACAAAAGUGAAAAGAAUUAUGGAAAAGAAAAUCGUUUAGAUGAAAGACCAGAAAAACCAGAGAAACCAGAAAGAAAAUUAAAUUCAAAAGAAUUAAUAGAAAAACAAAAAAAUUGGACAAGCCAUUUUUCUAAAACUAGACCAAGUAGAUAUAAUUCUGACCCAAAUCGAUCAGUUGUUCAAAUUUCUUUAAAUCAGAAUUUUAAUAAAUUUUCUGGUGAUAAUAAUUCUACGGGACUUAAUGAGAUUUCAAGUAAUGUAGAAAAUGAUACUAAAAGAUCAACAGAUGUAUCUGCGAGUCCAGCAAUAAGAUCUGCAAGUUUUUGUUCUGCAAGGCCAUCGGCUGCUACAUCUCCUCCUCCACCUCCACCACCAACCAGAAAUUCUUCCAAUGCUAAUACAAAAAAAGAAAGACCUGCUAGUAUUGCCUCAUUAAGUCCAUCAGAACUUCCUAAUAGUCCAGAAUAUGCUACUAUAAACAAAUAUUUUGAAACUUCCCCGACUAUACCUGAAUAUGCUGUUGUGCAGAAAGGUUCAAAUAUACAAAAUAGUAAUAAUUUGCAACGAAAUCAAGAACAAAAAGAUGUUUCAAAGAAUGUACUUAAUGCACCUGCACAAAAAACUCAGGAUAUACCUGUACCUGAGUAUGCUGUUGUACAAAAAAGUACAACAGGAAAAGCUCUUGCCAAAAAUUCUGAGAUUAUAAAAAGCACAGGUACUCAAGCUUCUAAAACUGUAAUAAAUGCAGGAGUUAAUAAAAGCAAUUCUACAACUUCAAAUUGUAAUAUUCCUGGGCCAAUAAAAGCAAGUGUUCCUUUGGGAGAAAGAAGUUCUGGUACUUCUAGUCCACUUUCCAGCAUGUCUACAGAAAAUACAGUAAGCAGCAGUAUAUCUGAGAAUAAAAUGAGUAAAGAUAUAGAUUUCCUUGAAGCACCAGAUUAUGUAAAUUAUCCAACAAGUCCUAUACGUUCGCCACCAAAAACAUCAGAGUGGAAAAAUGAAUGGCUGGCUAAAAAUGAUGAAAUUUUGAAAAAAGCUGCAGACUUAAAAUCAUCUAGAGAUGCAUUAGAUGUGGAAAUAAAAAAUGAAGUUAUUAGAACUGAUCCAAGACCAGAUUGGGCUAAACCAUAUACAAAUACUACAAAAAGAAAAGAUGUUCUAUUAGAAGAAAAAAGAACAGAAGCAACAAAAUCACCAGAAUCUGAUUUAAGACCUCCUUCACGAGGUACUGAUAGUGCAUCUUCUAGUAUGAGCUCUCCUAGUUCACCUUCAAAAGACAGUAAAGAAGAAAAAGCUGAUAGAGAAAUGUCAGAAAAAUUUCAAGCAGGCCGUAAUAGUUAUGAUUUGGCUUCAGAGGAACAGGAAAAACCAGCCACAUAUACAGAAAUUAUUGCUGAGGAUGAUAAUGCAGCAGAAAAAGAAUCAAAAUUUAACGAAACAGACACAACUACGGUUGUCCGACGUUCUCAUGUUCGUGUUGAUUUACAAGCUGCUGGUUUGGGACAGCGGCCUCCAUCUGUUGUUAGUUCUGAUCAGGAACAUCCGCUACUAGAACAUAAAGAUAUCCCAAUACCUUCUCCAUAUACAAAGCGAGUGCAACAAAGUCAGGAUAAUGUUUUACAAAGUAAAAUAGAUAGCAAAGCUCAUAUAAAAUCUAAUACAGGAGCAAAUUCUGUUAAAAAUGUGCAAGAGAAAGUAAUUCAUAAUGUCCAAGAACCAACAAAAGUAAAUCUCAUUCCUGAAGAAACAAAUCAAUGUAAAACAUUUGAUAAUAAAUCACAAACAAAUAUUUCCAACGAGAAGCAGUUAUUAACUGAAAAUAUGUGCCAAAAGACAAUGUCUAAUGUUAAAAAUGAUCAAAUAAAAAGUUCUGCUCGAGAAAAAUUGGCAAAAAAUAAAGAAGAGGUUUCUGGAAAACGCUCGAGUUUUAUUGAAGGAGGUAAUAAGAUGGAUCAGAUUGACAAUAUGUCAUCAAAUUGCACUGAGCAUGCUCCUAUCUCUACCAGUCAUAGCACAAAUAGUAUAACAGAACCAAAUAUUAAUACAACUGAAUUGAAUGAACUUAAACAUUUAGCAGAUCCAUCCAAUGCUGUAAUAAAAACAAUAGCAAACAAAAGCAAUGUAAACGCUGAUGGAUCAUCCAAAUCUUCUAACUUUAUAAAUAAUAAAAACGUAGAAGACAUUCAUCCUCAAACAACAUGGGAACAAGAAAAACAAAAAGCUGAAUUAGCUAAAUUACGUUUAUCAGAAAACAGUUUUGUAAAUUCAAUUCAGCAAGUAAACAUAUCACCCAUAACAACAUCACAAAAGCAUUUGGAAAGAAAGCAAAUUAAUGAACUUCCUACAUCUGAAAAUAGUUUUAUAGAUGAUAGUGAUUCAAGUGAUACUAAAACUAUUACUAAUAUAGAAAAUAUGCCUCCAACAGAGGUAACAGAUAUAAAAAAUCAACAAGAAUUAAAAAGUGCAAUAGAAGAAACACCAUCUAAAGCCAAUACUUCUCAAACAGUUCCUAUAACUCCAGAUACCAUGACAGCUGAUGAGGCGGAAAAUUUAUUAAGUUCACGUAUAUUGGAGAAAAAAAUAAGACAAGGAUCAGCUCUAUUAUCGGAUGAAGAAGCACAAGAAAUUGCCAGAUUACUAUCUCCUACAAAUACUACAGAAGCAGCUGAUGAAGAAAUUUCUAUAGAAAAAGAGAAAGAUGUGGAUAAGGAUAAGGAUAGAGAAGAACAAGAUAAUGCGCCAGAUUGGCUUUCUGAUGUUUUAUCUGCUCCUGAUUCCAGUCUUAUCAAUAGCACAACUCAUGAUUAUAGUUUAUCCCACAGAUCACGUAGCGACUUGACAAUAGAUUCGUUAACGGAGAGUCAAGUGGGUUCGGUAACAGGUAGUGAAAGUGGAUUACUGGGAUCCGUUAGUAGUUUAAAUGACACACAUGAAACCAAUGAUGAUACAGAAACUGAGCACCAAGAAGAUUAUACUCCAACACCUGGAAAAAUUAUAUUGGUGGAGAAUGGAGUUCAUUAUUUUGAAGAUGGUCACUUUUGGAUGGAAGUUUCAGGCAUACCAGAGUCUGAAGACGAAGAUGAAGAUUAUCCAUCUAGUGUACCAGUUAAAAAGACUACUAAAGUUUCAUUUGAUACAGGUCCAAUGAGAGUAUAUUCGACACAUUCUGUGAAUGAAUAUGAUAGACGUAAUGAAGACGUAGAUCCUAUAGCAGCAAGCGCAGAAUAUGAGCUUGAGAAACGCGUUGAGAAAAUGGAGGUAUUUCCAGUGGAACUUAUGAAGGGACCAGAAGGUUUAGGCCUUAGUAUAAUUGGAAUGGGUGUUGGUGCAGAUGCAGGUCUUGAAAAAUUGGGAAUUUUUGUAAAAACUAUAACAGCGAAAGGUGCAGCCGCACGAGAAGGCAGGAUACAAGUAAAUGAUCAGAUUGUAGAAGUGGAUGGAAAAUCCUUAGUUGGUGUCACACAAGCAUAUGCAGCUAGCGUUCUGCGUAAUACUUCAGGUCUUGUGUGUUUUGUGAUUGGUAGGGAGCGUGAUCCAAAAAAUUCUGAAGUUGCGAUGUUAAUUCGGCAAAGUUUGCAAGCAGACAGAGAAAGGGAACAAGCUAAUUCUGCUAACAGAAGACUUAAUUUUUCGGAUGCAUCACCCGAUGGACAACGAAGUGGAGAGGAUGCACCACUUGGUGCUUCCAUAGGUGGAAUACCCGGUUCACCGGCAAUGUCUUCUUGUUCAGAGGGAGAACCACCUCAGAGUCCCAUUGAAAGUUAUUUAUCUCCAUCUAGUCGUAGCAGAUCUCCCAUUAUCAGUUCGUCAAUGCCGCCGCAUUCUGCACCUUCACAAAGUGAUGUUGAUAGUUUGAGGCUACUUUUACAAGAGAGUCAAUAUAAACUUGCAUUAGCAGAUGGAGAGGUGGAAAAACUCAAAGCAAAGUUAGUCGAAUUGGAAAAUAGUGGAGCAGGUAGCGAAGAAUAUGCAGCGAAGUUACGUGAGUCUGGUUUACGGCUCCAUGAAUCCGAAAGAGCAUUGAGUACUGCCCGUCAAGAUUUGACUACAGCUCGUGAAAUGCUGUCUCAGGCAACAUCACAAAAUGCUGCAUUACAACAAAAAUAUGCACGUGCAAAAAGAGCAGCUCGUGAACUUCGUACAGAUAUAGCAGCGAGAGAUGAAUUUUAUCAGCAAUUAUUACAAGAAAAAGAUACAGAAUAUAAUGCACUGGUUAAAAGUUUAAAAGAUAGGGUUAUUACAUUAGAAGUAGAAUUAACAGAAACACAGAGAAGAUUUGGAUUGCCCGUUCGACUUCCAUAUGAUGGUACCACAGCUAGAAUAGUAACACCACAAUUAUCACGACGUCAAUUACCACCACCACCUUCUUCAUCCAGUUGUCAACUCUCUGAUACAGAGACAUCAGAUUUAAGCAGUCCAGAUGAUGGAGACAAAACUGCAACUGUUGAACGAAAACUACCACUCCCACUUCCUGUAAAGGAAGAGUUAGAUCGUGCAGUACCAGCUCACCGACUUCUUGAUAAUUCAGCUGGUAAAAGUAAAGCUGAACUUGCAAGUAGAGGUGGUCUUGCUAAUCGUCAACUUCCUAAAAGAUCAGGAGGCCUUAGUAACAGUAGUUCGGAUUAUGGUUUAGAUGAAUCGGGUGAUAAUACCGAUGAAGAUUCGUCUUCAAAACAUAUUUCUCAGGACACAAGUAGCAGAUCACCAAAUGAUCUAACAUCAAAACAAUCAAACUUAAGUUCCUAUUCUAGUAGUUCAUCGAUCAGUUCAUUAAAGGGAAAACAACAUAUUGAAACUACUCAUACAACCACGAUUCGACAACAUAGUACAAUCAGUUCACAAGUUAGGGCAAUGACAGAGCAAAGUUGGCCACAAACCCAAAAAAGUUUAACUGGACCUCCUGCAUCGUUAGCAGAACAAUUAAAACAAGUCCUGGCUGAGAGAGAAAGGCGUCUUGGUGGAAAUGAUUUGUCCUCUUCUAGAGAAAGUUCUGGAGAUUUUAGCGAUUUGAAUAAUCCACAUAAUAAUGAUCCCACUUUAGUAACUCAUCAUCUUGUGGAAGAAAUACGACAAGCUGUGAAUGAAGCUAAUCAAAGAGUAAAAAAAGUUACGGUACCUUCGGCUAACUUAAUUAGUAGUAGCGGUGCACCAUGGCACCAUCCUGGUAGUUCUCCUUCAAGUUUAUCGUCUGGAGGAUCCGUGAGUCCACCUGCUGUUGAUCCUAGCCCAUCUAAAACAGGUAGUGCAGAUUCGAGUGAAGUUUGGUUGCCACCUCAUUCAAGUGACUUUGGUUUAGGUGACAAGAAAUCACACUUUUGGCAGAAUGCGCCUGUUACGGAUUGGUCUAAGGAACAAGUCUGCCAGUGGUUAUCAGGAAUGGGCUUGGAACGACAUGCUCCUCGAUUUUUGGAAAAUGGAAUUAAUGGUGGAAGUCUUUUACGUCUUGAAUCACGAGAAUUAAAAGCUUUUGGUAUUUAUGGCGAGGAAAAGGCGCAUCUUAAGCGGAAAUUAAAAGAGCUGAGAGCACAAGCGGAUAGAGAACGCAAGGAACGUAAAGAAAUAGAACGAAUGCGAAGAAAGGCUGAAAAGGCAGCACGAAAGAAAUAAUUUGUAAGAAUAACGAUGUUAUUCUUUUUAAACGAACUGCAAUAAUAUUGUCGAACAAAAUUAAUAUGGUAUGCAUAUUGUUGAGAUAUAUACCUAUACAAUUUUUCUUGUAU